AUGGUCUGGGUUCAACUACCUGAUCUCCCACCGGAGUUCUUCAAUCAAUUGGCGGUCAUGCGUAUUGCUGAACGCAUUGGCAAACCUUUUAGAGUGGAUAUAGCUACGUUAGAGGGAGCAAGGAUGAAUUACGCUCGGGUUUGCGUGGAGGUUGAUUUAACGAGACAACUCCUAUCGAAAUAUAAAGUGGAGGAAGUUCUAUCAAAAGAAACUGGUGACAACGAGGAAAAGAAAGCGGUAGGGAGUAAGGGGACAAUAGUGAGAACGGAAGUUCCGAGUGGUAACGAGCACGUGGAAACACAAGGACAGAAGAAGGUGGGCGGAAAGAAGAGUCAGGAGAACCAACAGGAAAAAAGAGUGGUUACUCUGGGAAAUAAUGAAAAGAAUGCACAGGACUUAAGGUCAGGCAGAGAGGUGGAGAAGGAUAAACAAACACAGUUAAAUCUCAAAGCUAAUCCACCGGGUGCUAGACCUGCUCAUGCUAGUGAGAUAAAGCUUGGAAAGGACAAGAAAGGAAAUAAGAAUCUGAAUGGUGCGGGAAACCGAUCCCCUUUGGGUCAUUAA
Linum trigynum is the source of this 564-nucleotide messenger RNA. The record is from the annotation of a GenBank genome assembly. Lineage: Eukaryota; Viridiplantae; Streptophyta; Magnoliopsida; Malpighiales; Linaceae.